AUGGAAAAAAUCCUGACCGGCCCUCAUAAACUCCCCAAGAUGGCCGCGAGAACCACCCUAGACCCCGAGCUUCAGCAUUUCCUCGCCACCACUCUCGAGGGAUCUCUCCGACUAGGCGGACCAGACUACAUCCAUGAACGUCGACACCAUACUGAGGUCCUGGGAAUCCAUGCCCUAGAACCCUCAAAGCAGGCUCCCAUCCACCGCGUGGAAUUCACCGCCAUCCGCGGUCCAUAUGGUACCAUCCCUAUCCGCGUGCUUUACCCUUCCUCGGCCACGGAGCGUCAGCAUUCCAACGAUGCAGCCGCCCUGAUUUACUUCCACGGCGGCGGAUACACGGUUGGUACGGUAGAUGAGUUCGAAAACGGACUCCGUAUUGUCGCCGAGGGAGCCGGUGUCAUUGUUUUCGCGGUUGAAUACCGACUUGCUCCUGAAUGGUCCUUCCCUGUCCAGAUAGAUGAGUAUGCGUCUGUAAUCGACUGGCUCCUCGGGUCCGGGAGCAAGGAGAGAGGCAUAAACCCCCGUCGGAUCUGUGUUGGGGGAGACAGUGCAGGAGGGAACAUGUCGGCGGCGAUAUCACUGAAGAGGCGCGAUGAGGGGAAGAACGGGGACAUCAAAGCUCAGAUUCUUCUGUAUCCUGAGGCCCGGAUACCUUUUGAUACGCUUGCUGCGGCGGAGAAUAAUUCGACCUUGUAUUUGCAGUGCAACGGCAUCUUCUCUUUUGCGCAUCAUUACCUCCCUAUUGGGGUUGCGCCGUCUCAUCCGUACGUCUCACCCGGAAUGCAACCUGUGACGAACCUCAAGGAUCUCCCUCCCGCAGCUGUAUUCACCUGUGGCUUUGACCCGCUGCGCGACGUCGGCGUCGAAUAUGCAUCCAAGCUCCAAGAGGCUAACAACAAGGUCACCUGGAGGCAUCAUGCGAACUUAACGCAUGGCUUUCUGCAAUUCGCGCCGUGGUGUGAUGAGGCCAUGAAGGCAACAAAGCAGGUUGCUGCAACUCUGCGCGACUUCGCUUAUGAUUGA
This is a messenger RNA of Monascus purpureus, 1023 nucleotides long. Lineage: Eukaryota; Fungi; Ascomycota; Eurotiomycetes; Eurotiales; Aspergillaceae. The record is from the annotation of a GenBank genome assembly.